Messenger RNA from Daphnia carinata, 1579 nucleotides. RefSeq names its product SEC14-like protein 2. Gene Ontology annotation, cellular component: cytoplasm. The record is from RefSeq and is a predicted model, not a curated record. Bases 308 to 1471 code for a protein of 387 amino acids. The transcript is spliced from 9 exons. NCBI's taxonomy places the organism in Eukaryota, Metazoa, Arthropoda, Branchiopoda, Diplostraca, Daphniidae.
ACACACACACAAAAAAGAAGGAAUACGUAAAAAACCUGAAAUUCGUCGACAGGUUUGGUUGCAUCGCACAAGUUGAUUGUUUUCAGGUGUGUGCUUUCUUUUACCAGUCUAUUAGUAGGAAAGAAACAGUUGACUCAGCUCGUUCAGCAUUUGUUCUCCCCGGCCAACGCGUUGAAGACCAAGGCUAUUUUUCCUUCAAAAUUUUUUUAACAUUUCCUGGAACUACUGUGUCACUUUUUUUUUUCUGGCUUUCCUGUAAGAUAAACGUUUGCCCCCAUUGCAUAUCGUUGAGUUCCAGUUUUCAGAAAUGGAUCUUAGCCAGCUCAACGACGAUCAAAGAGCUACCCUAAAGCAGCUUCGUGAAGCCGUUAAGGAUUGCAAACUUCCACAGUCGGACGACGUCUACCUUCUUCGAUGGCUCGUCGCUCGUGAGUUCGAUUUGGCUAAAUCUGAAAAGAUGUUGCGAAAUUCGAUGGAAUGGCGCCAGAAAAACAGGGUCGACACGAUCACAGAAGACUGGAAGGCACCCGAAGUGCUUACUAAAUACUGUGCCGUUGGCCACGUUGGUGCUGAUAAGAACAAGAGUUACGUGGUGGUAUGCCGACACGGAGCGAUGGACUGGAAGGGCCUCCUCCUCUCCGCUAAGAAGAAAGAUUUGAUAACGUACAUGGUUAAAAUUGUAGAGCAGAGCAUCUUGGAUGCUAGAAAGAAUCCAGCGAGGUUCAUACCAUCGCCGACGACCAUCAGCCAGGCCACUAUCAUCUUAGACAUGGACGGCUUUUCAAUGCGUCACAUCACCCACAAGCCGGCCCUUGAUACUGUCCUGCAAUUGCUGCAGAUGAACGAGGCCAACUAUCCGGAAUUUCUCCGACGCAUUUUCGUGAUCAACGCACCAAAGGUCUUCUCCAUUAUGUACUCGUUAGCGAAGCCGUUCAUGCAUGAAAAAACGAGGAAAAAAGUCCAUAUCUACAGCCACGAUGCUGAACAGUGGAAAGCAGCUCUUUUGGAAGAUUUCGAUCCGCAGGAAUUGCCCGCUUGUUACGGUGGAACUCUGACCGAUCCCGAUGGAAAUCCCUACUGUAUCACAAUGGUGAACUUGGGUGGCGAAGUUCCAAAGUCUUACUACCUUCCUCGCAAUUUUGAUACGACCAAUAAGAAUUGUUUGCCGGUCUGCCACGGAUCCAGAGAGCAAUUGGAAUUUCGAAUCAAUGAAGCUGGAGUUCACCUCAAGUGGGAUUUCCAUUCGGAAGAAGGUGAUAUCUCGUUUGCCAUUUACCGCAAAGAAGAUGGCCAAAUGAUUCCGGUCGUUCCGCACGAACGUGUCGAUUGUCAUGUUUCACCCGAAGAAGGCGAAAUCUGUUGUGGCAGCACUGGUGCCUAUGUCGUCGAAUUCGACAACAGUUUCAGCUACUUCCGUUCAAAGAAAAUUUGGUAUUCCAUUACGAUUGAAACCAACAAACCUAAUUGUUAGAACGGCAUCAUCGAUGUGGAGGAGUUGAAUCAAAUCCGAGGAGAACAUGGAUUUAUAUUACUAAAAUAAUAAACUGCUUAAAAUAUUAAUAAACAUAGUUUCCAUUUG